AUGGUAGAAAAUACGACAAAUGAACCAGAAUUUAAAACUUCUAUAACUACAGAAACAUCAGUAUCUACAACGCAGUUCACCGAAAAUCCGAUAACUGAACCGGAACUUAAAACUUCUAUUACUACAGACACGUCAGUGUCUACAAUACAGUCUACCGAAAAUCCUAUAAUUGAACCAGAAUAUAAAACUUCUAUAAGUACAGAUGCGUCAGUAUUUACAACACAGAUAGAAGAUGAUUCGACAAUUAAACCAGAAUUUAAAACCUCUACAACUACAAAAGCACCAGGAUUCUGUGAAAUUAACCAAAUACAAUACAGUAAUACAGCACCCCUUCUCUUAUCUCCGAAUACACAAAAUAUUAUUUAUCCACAAGGAAAAGCAACUACGAUCUUUGCCACCAACGAAGAAGUAGAAUUUUCAUGUCCUCAAUCACAAGUACGAGCAAAUGGAGUUAACUUAGAUUCCACUAUUAUUGUUGUUUGUAAGUCAAAGGAGACGUUUACAUAUAAUGGAAUAAAUAUAGAGUGGAAAAACGUUUUAUGUUCAAAGUCCUUGGUACCAACCAUUAACGAGAUAUCAGUUAAAAAUUUGAGUAUAGACGAUCCUAACAAACCUUGUGAUAUUGGCGACGAUAGUUUACCAGAUGAUUCGGAUAAAUAUAUUAACAAUAACGCAUUUAUUACCACACAACAACUUGCUAGCGAAAAUGAUUUUUAUUCAGCAUCUUUUCAGCUGGCUGUUAAGAAUUACGCAAACAUUGCACCGCAAUGGAACUCGAUUAACAAUGGAAAUUGGUUGCAAGAAAGCGAAAUAAGAAUGUAUGCAAGUAACAAAAAUGUUAACCUACAAAUUUGGAGUGGAACAUAUGGCGUUACGAAAUUAAACAAUGAGACAACAGAGCUCAUAGACCUAUAUCUCUUUGAAAGAGAAAUCAGAAAACAGUUGGUGAAAGCCUUUCCAGUGCCUGAGUUGUAUUGGAAAAUUGUGUACAAUCCUUUAAAUACACAAGGAAUAGUUCUUAUAGGACAUAAUAAUCCGUAUGUGGGUAAAGUUUCUCCAGAAGAACAAAUUUGUGAUGAUAUAUCCAGUAAACUCAAUUGGAUAAGUUGGGACAAAGAACUUUAUGACAAAGGAUACUUUUACGCCUGUGAUUAUAAUGAUGAUAAAUUCCAAAGCAUUGUCCACUUUGCUCCAAAACUCAAAAUAACUGGAUAUUUGUGA
This is a messenger RNA of Diabrotica balteata, 1221 nucleotides long. The record is from the annotation of a GenBank genome assembly. NCBI's taxonomy places the organism in Eukaryota, Metazoa, Arthropoda, Insecta, Coleoptera, Chrysomelidae.